ACCUUGAAGCGCAGGCCCGGCGGAAAAAAACGAGAGAGUGUCGCCUGCCUGGCGUUGCUAUGGAGACGCCUUUGCGCUUCGCUGGGCCUAGCCGCCUGGCUAGGGUCUCCCGCUACGUCUGCUUCAGUGCCUCCCACCGGCUACACAGCAACUUGCUGAGUGAUGAAGAAAAUAUGAAACUUUUUGGGAAAUGCAAUAACCCCAAUGGACAUGGACACAACUACAAAGUGGAAGUAACUGUGCGUGGAGAGAUUGAUCCUAUUACAGGGAUGGUGAUCAACCUCACUGAUCUGAAAGGCUACAUGGAGGAAGCUAUUAUGGAGCCUCUUGAUCACAAGAAUCUGGAUAAGGAUGUCUCCUAUUUUGCCAAUGUUGUAAGUACUACAGAGAAUGUUGCUGUAUUCAUCUGGGAAAACCUCCAGAAGUGCCUUCCUAAGGGGACUCUUUAUAAAGUCAAAGUAUACGAAACAGACAAGAAUGUUGUUGUUUACAAGGGAGAGGAGACUGUUCCUGAGAAAUGAAGACAUUCAUAUCUUGAUGCCUUUGAACUGGUGCUGGAGAAAGAACCCAAUCAGUCAGUGGAUUAAUGAACAUCAUCUGACAAGUGUAGCCAUCAGACAUAUAGACUGUCGUCUGUUUGUUAAAGAUAUUCUAUAAGAGAAGGGGAUAUUUUAUGCAGUUCUAUGCUGUUGGAAUUUGCUGCUGGUUUGAUGUUUUUAAGUCAAAGCGUCCCGUUUCCCCCCCCCCAAACAGUGAAGAAGAUAUAGUUUCUGUGUUCUUUUGUAUCUGUAUCCAUUUAGAUGGCACAAGAGAAGAUUCACGCCUUUUCAAAAUUCAGAGUUCUCACUCUGACUGGCAACAGAUUAUCAGUCAGAGGCAGAGAAGGUCUUUCCUUUCACGUGCCACCUGAUCCUUUUAUCUCAGGAGUGGGGAACCUCUGCCCUGCAGGCCCAGUACAGGCCCCAGUUUGGCCUGCAAGGCCAUUUUCCCCAAAUCAAGGCCACCUCUCCCACACGAUGUCAUACGUGGCAUCAGGCCUGGGGCAGUUAAGGACACAACUCCAAAGGAACAAUCGGGUGCUUAAUAUGAGCUCCUAAUUGCUGCUUGGCAAAUGGGGCUCAUUGACCCUGCCGAUCAAGUGAUUAGCACUGACAGCAAGCCCCACUGGGAUUGGCUGCACUAUGGAGCUUGUCGGGAACUGCGUAGUGCAAUCAAGAGGGUUUGCUGCUAGCUGGAGACGCUGUGGAUUAAACUUGGGGCCAUCUGCAUGUACUCCCCCAUUGAGUUGGCUGCGGUCUCUUCCCUUUACUCAUAUAUAAGAUUAUAAGAAGAGCCCUGUACCUGGAUCAGGCCCAGUGGCCUAUCUAGUCCAGUAUCCUGUUCUCACCGUGGGCAGCCAGAUAUCUAUGGAAUCCCGCUAGCAGGACCUGAGUGCACUCUCUCCUCCUGUGGUUUCCAGCUAUUCACAAGCAUGCUGCCUCCGACCAUGCAGGCAGAUAUAAGGGCCCCCACUUCAGAUCUGCCAUGAACUCAGAUCGUAACCUUCGGCAGGCCACCCUUUUUGGUGUCGGCCUUGUGAUAUGGGGAUAACUAUUUCCCUCUCUCUUACGGUAUUGUUGAAAGGACCACAGGGAUAAUGUGUGCAAAGUGUCGUGCUAUAUAAAAGUUAAUCAUUGUUGUUUUGUGCUGCUUCCACUGAGAUGUGACCAGUAGCCAUUAAAUGUUGUUUAAUUAGUGGAUUUUGAUUCUUCUCCCCCUCCGCUUCUUUUGGUAAAGAGAAAAUAAGAAAAGCCACAAAAGCGUAGUUGUGCCCAUUAACAUCGAUCUUCUCUGAUUUGUGUUGAACACCACCCAAAGAGCUUCAAAACUAAAUGGUAUGAUAAGAGUUUGAUAGAAUUAUUCAUGGUGUGGAGAAAGUGGACAGUGGACAACCUCUCGCAUAAUACUAGAGCCUACUCGGGUCAUCCAAUAAAGCCGAAUGUUGUAAGAUUCAGAACAGGCAAAAGAAAGUACCUGUGCAUGGUUAAACUAUGCAAUUUGCUCCCACAGGAGGCAGUGAUGGCCACCAGCUUGGAGGGCAAUGGUAAACCCCCUCUGAAUACUGCUUACCAUGAAAACCCUAUUCAUAGGGUCGACAUGAAGGCAGUACAUUUUCAAAAGAGGAGUAGGCAAAUUCAUGGAGGAUAAGGCUAUCAACGGCUACUGGCUGUGGUUGGUAAUUGAAUCUUAGUGAUCAGAGGCAUUAGGCCACAAUGACAAUUACCAGUCACUGGAGAACAACAGCAGGAUGGAGUUCUUGCUUUCACCCCCUGUUUGUGGCCCUCCCAUUGGGGCAUCUCUAUGUGGCCACUGUGAGAAAGAAGGUGCUCUGACCCAGCAGGGCUGCUCUGUUAUGUUCUUAGGCUUGCUUCCUGCUCAGAGUAACAAAUGGAUUGCCCUGUAAGAGGCUGCCUCUGCUUUGCCCACUUGGUCCCAUACCACGACUCGGGUCUGAGAGGUAUCUAUAACAAUGAUGUGCAAAAGGGUUUACUUGGAACUGUGGAAUUACCUGCAUAUAUUCCUGAAGCUUGUAAAUAUUCAUGAACAUGCCACUGAUGGGGUCGAUCUGUAAGGCAAGUUCAAACAACAACAAUUUAUUCAUUUUUGUUUCAGGUGUGUAUAUAUAGCUUCAUAU
Rhineura floridana is the source of this 2674-nucleotide messenger RNA. RefSeq names its product 6-pyruvoyl tetrahydrobiopterin synthase-like. NCBI's taxonomy places the organism in Eukaryota, Metazoa, Chordata, Lepidosauria, Squamata, Rhineuridae. Gene Ontology annotation, molecular function: 6-pyruvoyltetrahydropterin synthase activity. Gene Ontology annotation, biological process: tetrahydrobiopterin biosynthetic process. Bases 60 to 521 code for a protein of 153 amino acids. Gene Ontology annotation, cellular component: mitochondrion. The record is from RefSeq and is a predicted model, not a curated record. The transcript is spliced from 6 exons.